This is a messenger RNA of Triticum turgidum subsp. durum (durum wheat), 435 nucleotides long. The record is from the annotation of a GenBank genome assembly. NCBI's taxonomy places the organism in Eukaryota, Viridiplantae, Streptophyta, Magnoliopsida, Poales, Poaceae.
AUGGCAAUGAUAAAGAGAUGCCUUCAGUUAACGGUCAAACAAUUACUUCGACUGUUAAAGAAAACCAACAUCCACCUUUUUUCCUAUAAAGAGAUCAGAAGAGCAACCAAUAACUUCAACCAUGGCAACAAGCUAGGCAGAGGUGGUUUCGGAACUGUAUACAAGGGAACCUUCGGAGACGGCACUGCAUUUGCUGCCAAAAUUCUAUCCUGUGAAUCUGAGCAAGGGAUCAAGGAAUUCCUGACAGAGAUCGAAAGCAUCAGCGAGGCCAAGCAUGCGAACCUCGUCAGCUUGCUGGGCUGCUGUGUCCAGAAGCAAAAUAGGAUCCUGGUCUACGAGUUCGCGGAGAACAACAGCCUCGAUCAUGCACUGAAAGGUGUGUUUAGCGAGCGGAGCAGCCAUCGGACAUCUGUAUGGGCACGGCCAAGGGGCUGA